AUGGCAGGUGAUGCUUCUGUUCUGAAGGACGAAAUUGAGAAAAUUCAAGAUGCUCUAGGUGAAGCAGACGAUGAUGAUGCUGAGUAUGACAGUGACGAGCCGACAGAGGACCAGCUCUUCUUAGAUCUCGGGUUAAGCUCAAAAGAUCGCACUUCAACCUACCGCGAUGUGUCUUCUGCUUCUACGUCUGGUUUGACUGGCACAACAUUUGAAGAAUCUAUGAUAACUGAUGAAGAUUCUAAAAGCCAAGUCUACUCUCUAACAGACAGUACAGUAGAGUCCAACACGACAGAGCUCCCAGUGGAUGUAGAGACCUGUCUAGCAUUAAACAGAGCAUACCAGGAAAUUAUUACAGAGCAUCUCGAUCAGAUCAAAAAAUCUUUACAAGAAAACAGAGAAAAACAGAGAUUGCUGGAACUGAAUCUGGAAGAAGGAAUGAAAGCGCCAAAAGAAAAUAAAUCCAAGAAGGCCAAAGAUUACACACAACCGUUCUUCUCUGAUGAAAAUGGAAUAGGUCCUCCACCAAAUGAAGAUGUUAAAAUAAAAGAUUUUCUACAAGAGAAGAAACAAGAUGUAGUUAUAAGUUCAGCUUGGACGAUCGUGGCAGAAAGACAAUUAAUCAACUCGGUGUGUAAAGAUGCCUUAAGAAAUAUCAUCCAGCCCCUGAUGAAUAAACGGGAAGUAUUAGAAAAUAAACGUCAGUUGCCAGAUUGUGAGAAUAAAGACAAGAUUAACCAGACAAUCGAGGAACUCGACAAGGAGAUCAAAAAGAAAAGUCGGACGAAGAAUGAGAAGCUACUGGAAGAAGUGGAUGUUGAAAAAAUUGACUGGAUGAGGAUAUCUACAGUUGAUUUUGGUGGAAAACGUGAUUGGUUCGAGUGUCAGAAGAUGUGGGAGACUGCCAUCGAUCCUAAAAUAAACAAAUCAACUUGGAAGAAAAGUGAGGUGAAGAAAUUAGAAGAAUUACUGGAGAAAUAUGGAACUGGACAUUGGGAACAGAUAGCAGAAGAACUUGGGACGAAGAGAUCGCCGUUUCAAGCCAUGCAGUAUUACCAAACUGAUAUUAAUGCUACUCUUAAACACAGGACAUGGCGAGGAGAAGAAGAUGACAUGUUGAAAAAAGCCUAUGAAAAAAACAAAGAUGUCCAGGCUGAUAAAGUCAGAUGGCAGAGGAUAUCGUACCUAAUGGAGGCUAGGAGUGCUGAUCAAUGUAGGAAACGAUGGAUAUCAGUUGACCCUGGAGUUAAACAUAGUAAAUGGACUCCAGAAGAAGAUGUAAGAUUAAUGCUAGCUGUGAAGCUGCUGGGAUCAAAAGACUGGACGUCUUGUAGUAAAUAUAUACCACAACGUAAUGCUUCACAAUGUCGAGAACGAUAUUGUAACUAUUUGGACCCGUCGUUAAAACUGGGAAAACCUUUUUCAUAUCAAGAGGAUAAAAGACUUCUUCAGUUGGUUAAGGAAUUUGGUGCAGGAUGCUGGUCUAAAAUGGUGCCGUACAUGCCAGGUCGUACAGACCACCAUCUUCUCACCAGAUAUAAAAAACUACAGCAAUGGAAAUCAACAGUCACUUGGUUCCAUAAACAAUCGGAUCCUGUCAAGAGGAUGUUACAAGGAUUUCCCGCGAAAAAAGGUCGAGGUAGUGAGAAACCCAAUGUGAACUGGAAGUCAUAUUAUCGUGAUUUCGGUCUACUCCCUGAUCAUUAUGAUCAACAGGAAAAAGAUAGACUAGAACAUGGAGAAGACAGUGUGGUCAUUCUACCACCAUUACUACAGUUCCCGCCUCGAGGACCGAAAUUUAAAACUCUAGUCAAGUUUAAGGACAGAUUGGCUGUGUCAAAAUAUAUUGACAAAACUUUAGAGGGAAAAGACUUAACUGAUGCUGAAAAGGAACAACAGAAGACGGAUAUUUUACUGAAGUUAGAAAUGGAGGACGACGCCUCUCAAUCUGCGUCUGUUAAAAAAUUGAUAGCCAUGGCUCGUCAGGCUCCGAAAGAAAAACAAGGAGCAAGACGAGAUAGGUGCAGUGCUAGAACCAAAGUCUAUAAAGAGUUAUGUUCGAUCGUGAAAGGACCCAAUAAGAAGCCAGGCUCUAUUGGAAGACCCAAACGUUUUUUCCCUGUACAACCUCAGGUAGAGGAAGAAGAAGAGAGGAAAGUGUCAGUAGCCAUCUUGGCUUUGAUAAAUAAGGCUCUGGCAGUGGAUGGGAAAGAAAUCUUAAAAACAGCAUCUCAAAAACCAAAAUCAUUUCAACGAGAAAAAGAUUUGGCCAUUUUGAGAGAAGUUGUAUUAAAAGAUGGAAGUUACAUAAAUUCCAAACAAGAUUUCGAAACGGAAGAAGAUUCAGCCACUCUAGUAGCACCCUCUACACCACAAUCUGGAGGCAGACGGACUCGAAAAUCUAUUGGAAGUAAGAAACAGUAUGCAAAUGAGCCUACGACGUCUGCUACACCAAUUUUAUUAGACGAUGAUAUUUCUUCCUCAUCAACAGUGCCAUCUACGCCGAAAAGACGGCCAGAGGUGACCUCUACACCAACAGAGUCCCCUUUGUCAACUUCGAUGACCUGUACACCAUCUAAAGCGCCCCCUGUUCCAAUGUCAGCAAACUCUUCUAAAUCUAAAUCUUCAUCCACUUUAGCUACAGAAUCAUCAAAUACAUCUGCUGCAGAGUCAAGGAUGCUCUCCCCUGCAACAUCUACAGCGCCACCUACACCAUCUACCUCAACUUCAACACUAAAACCCAAAAGUGUCCCACAAGAUCUUCCACUUUUGCCGCCAAAUUUGUCUAAUCUUCGCGGCUUCAAAUCCCUUCUGCUGGCACGACCUUGUUUAGUCAAACGCGCUGGAAACUGUUAUGCUAUGAUUCGAGGGAAGCACAUUAAGAAGCCAUUAGAUUCAUUUCUUAGGCCACGCCCACAGCUAUAUACACAAACAAAACCCUUACCAACAGUCGCAAAACCAACACAAAAACAGAAUCAAAAUGUAACUAAAGAGAACCAAGCAUGCUCCACGAGCCUAAAUGCACCACCGACAACAAAUACAAACUCAAAAAAUGAAGGUCUAACAUUUGAGAAGCAGACGCCAAAACGAAAUCAAACUGUAAUUAAUGAGAAAAGGGCCAGCACCUCAACCAGUGUAAAUGCGACACCAAAAUCAAGUACGAACUCAAAAAAUGAAAACCCCAAAUCGAAAGCUAAUUCUGUUCAAUCCGUACAAGUGAUAUAUGUGUAUCCUAAAUCACAAUUAGAAGAAGCCAACAUCCAAGUUCCCGAAGAUAAAAUCGUUGGAAAGUCGUCAAAGGAUGUCGAAACUGUCCACAUACAAAAAAACUUAACUUUGGAAGAGGAAGAAGGUGAGAAGAAGACUUUACUCGAUAAAAAAAAUGCCGCUAAAAAAAAGAAAAAGGCGGAAACUCUGAAACUUGCACGGAAAUCUAAAAAUAAAGAUGACAUUGUGGUUACCAAGGUAGCAGAUGAUUCUGUCGUGUGUCGAUUUUCAACAAAUUCACACCAAGAACCAUCAUCUGAAGAAAAGAUGAUGAAUUCAAUAAAAGAAUCAGAUGAUUAUAAAAAAUUACGGGCUCGAUUCCAGUCGAUAUUUACGUGGCCAGCGUUGUUAUCAUCGACUUAUUCUAGACCAAUCACUCCACAAGAUACUCAAGACCAACAAAUACUCGAGGAAUUGAAGGACAAUUUGAGCAGGAGAUAUGGUGUUUAUAGAGAUUCAGCUAGUCCUAAACCAGCAGACCAAACAGAAAUGAAACGAUCACGAUCUCGUGGACGCCCAAGAAUUCAUCCCAAACCAGGAGGAAGCACGUGUGAAGUUUCUAUAAACAAUCCAGGAUCAGAAAAUUCCAAUCCGUAUGACCCUUUUCCAUUGAAACGAAGACGGGGACGACCCCCAAAUCAACCAAAACCUGUCCCAGUUACCAUGGUAGCAUUAUCAAACAAUCCGGGUAAACAGAAUCUCAACGAUUCUUUAGACAACAGUCAGGAGGGAGAUAACUCUAAUGAAAGUGAAACUCCGGGUAAAAAGAAAAGAGGCAGACCCAAAGGAAGUAAAACUUGUGUGAAAAUUCUUGAGCCAGAAAAUCGUCGUCACUCUGCACGUCAAGAAAACAUGCCGCAACCAGAAUACAAAACAUCAAAGAAAUCUUUAGAUACUCCAGACAAAGCAAUUGAUUUCCAUAGUUACUGUUUUCAAGGAAUGAAGAUGUUGCCCAUGACCACAAAGUUUCAUCCAAAGAACUUGAAAACAGAAGGCGAAGAAGAAGAAAUAGAAGAAGCAGAAAAUUCAUCAGAAGGCAACAGUGGCACCGAAUUUGACUCCUUCAGUGUAAGAGAAAUUGUUGCCGAGACACAUGACCUUGACCAUAAAGCUGUGAGUGAGGCGUGUGGCCUUGACCCUGAAGCUGUGAAUACUGGAUCUUGUGACCUUGACCCUAAGACUUCAAAUACUCAAGCUAAUGAUAGUGUUAACGAGGAAGGCGACCUUGAACCCAUUGACAUUGAGAUUGAAUUUCAGCCAAUCAAACGCAAACGUGGACGGCCAUCGAAACCCAAAUCUGACGUUAAAGAGGAUGUUGAAGUUAGAAUCCCAGGAAAAAGAGGACGUCCGAAAAAACGAAAACUGGACAUAGUGAAGAUUGAGUUUAAUAACAGUGUAGCAAACGACAAUUCAAAUGGUCAGAAUAUUGACCAGUCAGAAUCUUCCGAGCAAACGAAUGCCAGUGAAAUGAACCAAUCAGAAUCUUCUGAGCAAACUAAUGGAAUAAACCAAUCAGAAACAAGUUCACAAGUCUUUAGGGAAGUGGUUUCUGAGACAAACCAAUCAAAUAGUGCUUUGGAUGAAUCCAACCAAUCAGAACCUUUAGUUGUGAAACUGAAAUUUAAACCUCUGACAACUGUCACGUCUGAAAAGGAAACCCACCAAUCAGAAGUUGAGGUGAAACAUGAAGCAGACGACAGUUCAAAUGUUAAAGAAACGGGCCAAUCAAACGUAGUCAAAAAUGAAGCUGGUGUCAGUUCUGACAUCAUAGAAAUGGACCAAUCAGAAAUGGGGGAUGUCGACGGAGUUGUCAUUAAACAGGAAGUUAUAAUGGAGGCAAUGGAAGACAAUUGA
Molecule: messenger RNA, 5118 nt
Organism: Lottia gigantea (owl limpet)
Lineage: Eukaryota; Metazoa; Mollusca; Gastropoda; Lottiidae
Exons: 23
Coding region: 1-5118 (1705 amino acids)
Molecular function (GO): DNA binding
Source: RefSeq, a predicted model, not a curated record